This is a messenger RNA of Saccharomyces eubayanus, 918 nucleotides long. RefSeq names its product Aqy1p (gene AQY1). NCBI's taxonomy places the organism in Eukaryota, Fungi, Ascomycota, Saccharomycetes, Saccharomycetales, Saccharomycetaceae. The transcript has a single exon. Gene Ontology annotation, molecular function: water channel activity. Gene Ontology annotation, biological process: transmembrane transport. The record is from RefSeq and is a predicted model, not a curated record. Gene Ontology annotation, cellular component: plasma membrane. The coding region runs from base 1 to 918 and encodes 305 amino acids.
AUGUCUUCUAACGAUUCGAACGACACUGACAAGCAACACACACGUUUGGACCCCACAAGUGUCGAUGACGCUUAUAUUCCGCCGGAACAACCGGAAACUAAGCAUGCUCGCUUUCACAUCACAAAAGAUACCGUGAGAAACCACUUUAUCGCAGCCGUCGGUGAGUUUUGUGGCACCUUCAUGUUUUUAUGGUGCGCUUACGUUAUCUGCAACGUCGCCAAUCAUGACGUUGCGCUGACUGCGCAACCGGACGGUUCCCACCCGGGUCAAUUAAUCAUGAUCGCCAUUGGUUUCGGGUUCUCCGUCAUGUUCUCAAUCUGGUGCUUUGCUGGUGUCUCCGGUGGUGCUUUGAACCCUGCCGUCUCGCUUUCCCUGUGUUUGGCAAGAGCAAUCUCUCCAACAAGAUGUCUUGUGAUGUGGGUUGCCCAAAUCGUGGCUGGGAUGGCGGCCGGCGGCGCUGCUAGUGCCAUGACCCCGGGCAAAGUUCUCUUCGCUAACGCCCUGGGCCUGGGGUGCUCCAGAUCAAGAGGCCUGUUUCUGGAAAUGUUCGGCACUGCCAUCUUGUGUUUGACUGUUUUGAUGACCGCUGUCGAGAAGCGUGAAACCAACUUCAUGGCUGCUCUUCCUAUCGGCAUCUCUCUGUUCAUCGCACAUGUCGCCUUGACGGCGUACACAGGCACAGGUGUCAACCCGGCAAGAUCCCUGGGUGCCGCCGUCGCAGCGAGGUAUUUUCCUGGUUACCACUGGAUCUACUGGAUCGGUCCGAUAUUGGGGGCUACCUUGGCGUGGUCCAUCUGGCAACUACUGCAGAUCCUGGACUACACCACCUACGUCGAUGCUGAAAAAGCUGCAAGCACUAAAGAAAAAGCCCAAUCAGGAGCAAACGCCACUGCCGCUCCAGCUAACACUGAAGUUUGA